UACACUUUCAUGCACAAUGCCACCACAGCUCCGGACAUAUCAUACUAUGAUUACAUCAUCGUCGGUGGUGGCACCGCCGGCUGUCCCUUGGCCGCCACUCUCUCCCAAAACUACAGCGUUUUGCUCCUCGAGCGUGGCGGCUCGCCCUAUGGCAAUCCCAACAUCACCAACCUCUCUGCCUUUGGCGCCGCCCUCUCCGACACCUCACCGACCUCGCCUUCCCAACGCUUCAUCUCCGAGGACGGCGUCAUCAACUCACGCGCCCGUGUCUUAGGCGGCGGCAGCUGCCUCAAUGCUGGAUUCUACACACGCGCCGGCACUGAUUAUGUGAGGGAAGUGGGGUGGGACGGACGGCUAGUGAACGAGUCAUACCACUGGGUGGAGCGGGUGGUGGCGUUCGAGCCACCGAUGGGGCAGUGGCAGUCGGCGGUGCGCGACGGGCUGUUAGAAGUCGGGGUGCAGCCGUACAACGGGUUCACUUACGACCAUAUAGUUGGGACCAAGGUUGGAGGGACCAUCUUUGAUAGGGAUGGGCAUAGACACACUGCUGCUGACUUGCUACAAUAUGCUAAUCCUACAGGGCUUACUGUUCUUUUGCAUGCAACUGUGCAUAAGGUCCUCUUUAGAACGAAAGGGAGACAAAGGCCUUCGGCCCAUGGAGUGGCCUUCAGAGACGCAUCAGGGAUCAGGCACAGGGCUUACCUUACGAAUGGGCCCAGAAGCGAGAUAAUCAUAUCAUCUGGUGCACUUGGAAGCCCACAACUCCUAAUGCUUAGUGGAGUGGGCCCUGCACAGCAUCUUCAGGCCCACAACAUCACCGUGGUGUUGGACCAGCCCAUGGUUGGUCAAGGCAUGUCGGACAACCCCAUGAAUUCCAUUUUCAUCCCUUCUCCAAUCCCUGUUGAGGUUUCACUAAUUGAAGUAGUGGGCAUCACCGGCUUUGGAAGCUACAUUGAAGCCGCCGGCGGCGAGAACUUCGCCGGCGGUAAUCCAAGAGAUUAUGGGAUUGGUGGUGAUUUCUUACUAGUUAAAUUAAUUUUUUGUUCAUACUUUCAGAUAGGCCAGCUGGCCACUGUGCCACCAAAGGAAAGGACCCCAGAGGCCCUAGCUAGAGCUGUGCAACUUAUGGACAGUCUUGAGGAUGCGGCAUUUAGGGGAGGGUUCCUUCUCGAGAAAAUAAUGGGCCCGAUUUCCACGGGCCAUCUGGAGCUCCGAACCCGUAACCCGAAUGACAACCCGGCCGUAACCUUUAACUACUUCAAAGAAACCCUAGACUUGCAAAGAUGCGUCCAAGGCAUCUCAACCAUAGAAAGGAUAAUUGAAUCAAAAUCCUUUUCUAGAUUUAGAUAUGACUAUAUGUCCGUACCGACAUUACUUAACAUGACGGCAAGUUCACCAAUAAAUUUGCUGCCCAAACAUGCCAAUUCCUCCACUUCUUUGGAGCAAUUUUGUAAGGACACAGUCAUGACCAUAUGGCAUUACCAUGGAGGCUGCCAGGUUGGGAGGGUGGUAGAUACUGAUUACAAGGUUCUCGGUGUUGAUGCCCUUCGAGUCAUCGAUGGUUCUACUUUUAGUUAUUCUCCGGGAACUAACCCUCAAGCCACCGUUAUGAUGCUCGGAAGGUACAUGGGAGUGAGGAUACUAGGUGAGAGACUUGAUGCGGAGGAAUCAAAGUAACCAUUUCAUCAAUAUCCUUAGUGCAAUUUUCUUCUCCUAAACCAUGGCCGUUAGUUGUUCUAUUGAAAGAAAUACCAGAACUUACAGUUCUUGUGUCAAAAGGGUUCAAAAAUAGCACUCUCAUUGUGAGAUUUGCUGU
Molecule: messenger RNA, 1816 nt
Organism: Morus notabilis
Lineage: Eukaryota; Viridiplantae; Streptophyta; Magnoliopsida; Rosales; Moraceae
Product: protein HOTHEAD
Exons: 5
Coding region: 10-1677 (555 amino acids)
Molecular function (GO): oxidoreductase activity, acting on CH-OH group of donors; flavin adenine dinucleotide binding
Source: RefSeq, a predicted model, not a curated record